Messenger RNA from Haliotis rufescens (red abalone), 948 nucleotides. RefSeq names its product tachykinin-like peptides receptor 86C. Lineage: Eukaryota; Metazoa; Mollusca; Gastropoda; Lepetellida; Haliotidae. The coding region runs from base 1 to 948 and encodes 315 amino acids. The transcript has a single exon. The record is from RefSeq and is a predicted model, not a curated record. Gene Ontology annotation, molecular function: neuropeptide receptor activity. Gene Ontology annotation, cellular component: membrane. Gene Ontology annotation, biological process: neuropeptide signaling pathway.
AUGGACGGCCCCAACUCCACCUUGCCCAUAUAUGCUGACAUGCCAACCAGCCUGCUGUGGCCUGUACUCGUCUUUGCUGUCAUCCUGUUCGUGCUUGGCUUCUUUGGCAACUGUUUGGUCCUGUAUAUAUAUCAUCGUCACAUGGCGCCGACAAUGUACGGGCUUUUUGUCAAAUCAUUAGCGACGCUGGACUUGUUCAGCAUCAGCGUGUGUCUUCCCAGUUCGUUCUACUUUACCUUCUUCGCCCGUUCCAAUGACACGCCUCACAUGUGCAAGUUCAUCACCUUCAUGAGCAAUUUCACAACCGUCACCUCUGGUAUCCUUCUGAGCAUCAUCGCAUUCGAGCGCUACAGGAAGAUAUGCCGUCCUCUGGCUCCACAGAUAACCAAAUCUCUGGUAAAGAAGCUAUUUCUUGGAGGCAUCACCGUUGUGCUUCUGCUAAGCGUACCCGUUCUCUUCACCGUUGGCGUCACCAUCAACAAAGUCUAUCUUGGUAACACGAGCGUUGAGUUUCCUGGGUGUGACUAUCAAGAGAAAUUCAAGCAGAACGGACAAUCGUUAAUGUUCUCAAUCCUUCUGAUCGUAGGGUACCUAGCCAUUGCAGCUUUCAUGGGAGUCAUGUAUGGACUCAUAGGACGAGUCCUCCAUCGUCACAGGGAGCAACACAAAGAUCAGAUUCCAAAGAAAAGAAUCUCCACAAAGAUAUUUUUCAUCCUCACCAUUGUGUACUUCUUCAGUGUCUCUCCUACGAUGACCUUGACCUUGAUCUAUACCCUUCACCCCGAAUUGGAUGACCUGUCUUUGACCAAAAUGACGCUUCUCAAUCUCGCCUGGUAUUGUCCCUACGUGAACGCCGUUGCCAACCCCAUCAUAUACAGUUUCACGUCAAAGCUGUUCAGCGCAAAGUGCCAUCAAGUACUGUGUUGUCGCGAAGUUAAAGGUGUUUAA